Molecule: messenger RNA, 986 nt
Organism: Magnolia sinica
Lineage: Eukaryota; Viridiplantae; Streptophyta; Magnoliopsida; Magnoliales; Magnoliaceae
Product: PRA1 family protein H
Exons: 4
Coding region: 71-823 (250 amino acids)
Biological process (GO): vesicle-mediated transport
Cellular component (GO): Golgi apparatus; endoplasmic reticulum
Source: RefSeq, a predicted model, not a curated record
UUUGUUUUUUCUUUUUGGCAAAAUAAUAAAUGGGAUAGAAGAGGAAAAUGGGCCUCAUCCACCAUCUCAAAUGGUAUUCUCGGCAAACCCGCUAUCCCUCAGCCUCCCGGACCCAGCCUUCGAAUCAUGGCUUCGAGACAAAGGCUACCUCGAAAUCCUUGACGAGAGAACCACAGCCGUCCAUUCUUCCUCGUCAGCAUCAUCAUCAUCAUCUUCAUCCUCAUCAACCUUGGGCCCUGGCCCAGCUAGCCUCAUCAUUACCGGCAGCAGCUCGGUUUUCUCCCGUCUAAGCACCCUCGCUUCCCUCCUCACACUCAACCCGUUUGCGAAGCUCACAGCCGAUGAUUUCGCCGGGGACACUCCGUCCUGGACCGUUGGAUUCUUCGGAGAGGCCGACUCCUAUUCGUGGCCUACCAGCCCCUCUCAGGCCAGGAUGAGAGCCCACGAGAACGUCAAGCGCUACGCCCGCAACUACGCCUGCCUCUCCCUCCUGUUCCUCGUCUGCUCUCUGUACCAGAUUCCUAUUGCUCUUUUUGGGUUGAUAAUUGGCCUGGCUCUAUGGGAGGCGUUCAGAUUAUGUAGUGACAGAUGGAGAUUGGAAGGGUACCCGAUUGUUCGCCGGGCUCUUCUUCAUGUGUUGCAGUUUGCAGCAAUUGCCGUUGUGUUCUACAGUUGCAGUGUUCAGAUAGCUCUCUUUUGCGCCAUUGCAGUCAGUUAUGGAGUGAUGAUUUUGCAUGCUUCACUUCGGAAGUUGACUCCUUCUAAGCUACUGGCCCGAGCAGAUGGAUCUAAAAGAUUUCAGAAAAACAAAUACAGGACCUGAAUUUCACACCAGUGAUAUUAGUAUGUGAAUCAUCUUUCCUUUUGUUUGUUGGCAUUUACACAAUUAUUAUAAAUGGUUUCAUCUCUGAGACGCAUACAUAGAUGAUGCAAUGAUAGAGCAAGAAGUUCCAUUUGCGAAUUUCAAGUUGAUCUUGUUCCUGGAC